UCCACGAGGACGCUGUUCUCCGUAGGCUUCCGGGUGCCGACAGCUCGGCCUCCGCCGUCAAACCGGAAUUCCCUGUACCGCCGCCGCCGCCGCCGCUGUUGGUUUGUCAAUCUCUGCAGCAGCUGCAGCCAUGGGCAUCUUGGAGAAGAUCUCGGAGAUCGAGAAGGAGAUCGCUCGGACGCAGAAGAACAAGGCCACCGAAUACCACUUGGGCUUGCUAAAGGCAAAACUCGCCAAGUAUCGGGCCCAGCUCCUGGAACCGUCCAAAUCAGCCCCAUCCAAAGGAGAGGGUUUUGAUGUCAUGAAGUCUGGAGACGCCCGAGUGGCCCUGAUUGGCUUUCCCUCUGUGGGUAAGUCCACCUUCUUGAGUCUGAUGACCUCCACAACCAGUGAAGCCGCAUCCUAUGAGUUCACUACCCUGACGUGUAUCCCUGGAGUCAUUGAAUACAAAGGUGCCAAUAUCCAGCUUCUGGACCUUCCUGGAAUCAUUGAAGGCGCAGCACAAGGAAAAGGCCGUGGCCGGCAGGUGAUCGCUGUGGCACGCACAGCUGAUGUUGUCAUCAUGAUGCUGGAUGCCACCAAGGGAGAGGUGCAGAGGUCUCUGUUAGAGAAGGAGCUGGAGUCGGUGGGCAUCCGCCUCAACAAGCACAAGCCCAACAUCUACUUCAAGCCCAAGAAAGGUGGUGGCAUCUCCUUUAACUCGACGGUCACGUUGACCCAGUGCUCAGAGAAGCUGGUACAGCUCAUCCUGCAUGAGUACAAGAUCUUCAAUGCGGAAGUGCUCUUCCGAGAAGACUGCUCUCCAGAUGAGUUCAUCGAUGUGAUAGUGGGCAACCGGGUGUACAUGCCCUGUCUGUAUGUAUAUAACAAGAUUGACCAGAUCUCCAUGGAAGAAGUGGACCGCCUGGCCCGGAAACCCAACAGUGUAGUGAUCAGCUGCGGCAUGAAGCUGAACCUAGACUACCUGCUGGAGAUGCUCUGGGAGUACUUGGCCCUGACCUGCAUCUAUACCAAGAAGAGAGGACAAAGGCCAGACUUCACAGAUGCCAUCAUUCUCCGGAAAGGGGCCUCUGUGGAACACGUGUGCCAUCGCAUCCACCGAUCACUUGCCAGCCAGUUCAAGUAUGCCUUGGUGUGGGGCACCAGCACCAAGUACAGUCCACAACGUGUGGGCCUGACCCACACCAUGGAGCAUGAAGAUGUCAUCCAGAUUGUGAAGAAGUAGCAGCCCUACCCACCAGCCUCCUGCCUGCCCACCAGCCAGCCUAGCUUCUGAUGGACCCACAGGGACACACCAAACCCGAACAGGAAAAAUACAAAUGCCCAGGAAGGAGACUCUCAAGCCCACUGUUUCCAGAAGCCUCUUUAGUAGGCAGCUGAUGCAGUGUUGGGGCUGAGGGGUGACCACUGGGCACUUGACUCUGUUGGGACAUUUCCCACGAGCCUAAUCCCCCUAUGAAGUCCAUAGGUGGGAGCCCACAGCCUGUAUCCCUCACCAACAUCCGUUGAAUAGGGGGAACAAGUUAAUCACCCACUCCCAUCCAGGACCUAGAGCCAGUGGGCAGGCUCAGUGGCAGGGUGAGGAGCCUGGCUUGUCCAGGCUCCCAAGCUUCUGGCUAUUGUUGGGGCACCUUGUUCCUUCAACUUCUCUGUACUGGGGAGAAGAGGUCCUAGGACAAAACCCCACAGGUCCUUCCCACCUGGGCUGCCCCAUGGUGGAAAUCAGAGCACAGCCAAGUGUCCUAAAGUGCCUCUCCCCUCAGACCCUCCUAGGGCAGCCGCUGCCCUGCAUAAACCAGGACCUUCGCCCUGCCCUCCCACUAGGGGCAUCUUUACCAGAUACGGAUGUUUGAGUUUGGACUGUUUCCUAGACCCCCUAAUCCCUGCUCUCUUUUUGA
Messenger RNA from Dipodomys spectabilis (banner-tailed kangaroo rat), 1898 nucleotides. It is a transcript of the gene Drg2, whose product is annotated as developmentally regulated GTP binding protein 2. Gene Ontology annotation, molecular function: GTPase activity; GTP binding. The transcript is spliced from 13 exons. Gene Ontology annotation, biological process: cytoplasmic translation. The record is from RefSeq and is a predicted model, not a curated record. Gene Ontology annotation, cellular component: cytoplasm. Bases 131 to 1225 code for a protein of 364 amino acids. NCBI's taxonomy places the organism in Eukaryota, Metazoa, Chordata, Mammalia, Rodentia, Heteromyidae.